GUUCACUUUAGGAAGCCAAGUUAAAAGGAAGUCCUUAACUUCUCUCUGCUUCCCCCAAUCAUCAUCCUCUCACCACUGCCAUCAUCACCAAAACGCAGCAGCAACUUAAUUUUUGGCCUUGCCUUGCUGCAGCCUCAACUGCAUGGAGCCUAAACCAGAAUUUCGUGACAGCGAACCUGUGGACAAUAAUCUGCCUACAGAGAUGUCGGAACCCCAGAACACCACUGUCCUUGCCUACCCUGUACGAGCAAAUUCUCAGUCUGUUUACCAACUCACGUCCUUGUAUCCUAUAACUUUAAAGUUUGAAGAGGUGGUGUACAAAGUCAAACUGGAGCAGAAAGGAUUAUGCUGGGGUACAUGGAGCAGCAGUGAAAAAACCAUACUGAAUGGAUUAACAGGCAUGGUUUCCCCAGGAGAGAUACUAGCGAUGUUAGGGCCAUCCGGGAGUGGCAAAACCACCCUUCUUACAGCCCUUGGAGGCCGUCUAAAUGGCAAGCUGUCCGGAAAGAUCACAUACAAUGCUCAGCCUUUUUCUGGUACCAUAAAGAGAAGAACAGGAUUUGUGGCUCAGGACGAUGUUUUGUACCCACAUCUCACUGUGACCGAAACCCUUCUUUUCACCGCACUCCUAAGGCUACCCACUAGCUUGACUAAGGAUGACAAAGCCCAGCAUGUGGAGAGAGUGAUCACCGAGCUGGGAUUGAAUAGGUGCCGCAACAGCAUGAUUGGGGGCCCACUUUUUAGAGGUAUAUCAGGAGGAGAAAAGAAGAGGGUGAGUAUUGGUCAGGAAAUGCUAAUCAAUCCAAGCUUGCUUCUGCUAGACGAGCCAACCUCAGGUUUGGACUCGACCACGGCUCAAAGGAUCAUGACCACAGUCAAAAGGCUUGCCAGUGGGGGUCGAACCGUGGUCACCACCAUUCACCAGCCCUCGAGCAGGCUCUACCACAUGUUCGACAAGGUCAUCUUGCUCUCUGAGGGCUUCCCCAUCUAUUAUGGUCCUGCUUCAGAAACCUUGGGAUAUUUUUCCUCAAUCGGCUAUUCCACAUCCAUGACCAUCAAUCCAGCUGAUCUUUUGCUUGAUCUUGCUAAUGGAAUUUCUCCCGAUUCCAAGCAAUCAACCGAGCAAGUUGAGAACAUGGAAGAAGAACAGAAGUUGGUCAAGGAAGCUCUGAUUUCAGCCUAUGACAAGAACACGAGGCUGAAGACUGAGCUUUGCAGUUUCGAUGUCAACAACUACAACUAUACAAAAGAUGGCUGUAAAAGACAUGACUUCAAAUCAGAGCAAUGGUGUACAAGCUGGUGGCAUCAGUUCAAGGUGCUGCUUCAGAGGGGACUGAGGGAGAGGAGGUUUGAAGCCUUCAACAGGUUAAGGAUUUUCCAAGUUAUAAGUGUGGCCGUGCUUGGUGGACUCUUAUGGCUGGACACGCCACCAUCUCACAUUGAAGACCGUAUCGCUUUGCUCUUCUUCUUCUCUGUGUUCUGGGGUUUCUACCCUCUCUACAACGCAGUUUUCACAUUUCCCCAAGAGAGAAGAAUGCUAGUCAAGGAAAGAUCAUCGGGAAUGUACCGCCUUUCAUCCUACUUCCUAGCCAGAACAGUUGGAGACCUGCCGCUGGAGCUUGCACUCCCAACAGCCUUCGUUUUCAUUAUCUACUGGAUGGGUGGGCUUAAACCCAAUGCCAUGACUUUCAUCCUUUCACUGCUUGUUGUUCUCUACAGUGUCCUUGUGUCCCAAAGUCUUGGCUUAGCCAUCGGUGCAAUUCUCAUGGACGUAAAACAAGCAACUACUUUAGCUUCUGUUACAACCCUUGUUUUCCUGAUAGCAGGAGGAUACUAUAUUCAGCAGAUUCCUCCAUUCAUAGUCUGGCUUAAGUACUUGAGCUAUAGCUACUACUGUUACAAACUACUUCUUGGGGUUCAAUACAAAGAGGACGAUUAUUAUGAGUGCUCAAAAGGAGUGCUGUGUCGAGUUGGAGAUUUCCCUGCAGUCAAAUCAAUGGGUCUGAGCCAUUUAUGGGUAGACGUGGCCAUCAUGGCCCUAAUGCUGGUGGGUUAUCGACUUGUUGCUUAUUUGGCACUGCAUAGAGUGCAGUUUAGGUAGAAAUUUCUCAGCAGAGGACGUUCCCUAUUUCAUCCAGCAAGUGUUCUGAUCUUCUCCUUCUUUCUUCUUCUUCUCAACUGAGGGAAUAAUAUUCUGUUUAGAUAGAUCAUGAUCAUCAUCAUGUUGUGAAGUUUUGAUCAAUCUCCCUCUGAUCAACAGUCUGGCUGUAUUAUUAGCCUGCCCUUUUCGUUAUAACUCAGAGACCAAUAGUACUAACUCUUAAGCUGCUU
This is a messenger RNA of Juglans microcarpa x Juglans regia, 2331 nucleotides long. Its product is annotated as ABC transporter G family member 14-like. Gene Ontology annotation, cellular component: membrane. The coding region runs from base 143 to 2101 and encodes 652 amino acids. Lineage: Eukaryota; Viridiplantae; Streptophyta; Magnoliopsida; Fagales; Juglandaceae. The transcript has 5 exons. The record is from RefSeq and is a predicted model, not a curated record. Gene Ontology annotation, molecular function: ATP binding; ABC-type transporter activity; ATP hydrolysis activity.